Molecule: messenger RNA, 642 nt
Organism: Hydatigera taeniaeformis
Lineage: Eukaryota; Metazoa; Platyhelminthes; Cestoda; Cyclophyllidea; Taeniidae
Source: the annotation of a GenBank genome assembly
GUUCCUACCAUGUUCGAUAUACUUUUAGUUGAUGCAAAUUCGCAGUCGGCGAAAACACUGACGAGCGGCACCGCGGCUGGUGGAUCACCUGAUCAGUUUCCGGACAUUAAACAGGAACACGUUACCUCAGUUGCUGAUUCUCAGUUUACUGAUGGGAACACUGACGUAGUUUCUCGACGUCCUUUCGGACUAGCGACAUUCAGUCCUCCUUCUCAGAUAUUUGAUGCCUCUUUGGCCCUUCGUAGAGCGGUAAAUCAUUUGGAUCUUGCCAAUUAUGAACCAUCAACCAUUGCUCCUUUGCCCUCUGUGCGGUCGAAACAGUCCAAAUUCAAAAAUAAUGCACAAAAGGUCCAUUCUUCGCGUCAGGCGCACAAACGCACAUGCCGGCAUUAUCAGCCGCAUCCAAAGGAGGUGGAUGUUCCGAAGGUCAAACCCAAAUCCAUUGUAGCGACUGAUAUGUUGAGUGAGGCAACUGGGGCCGACUUGACCUUCCCCUCGAUUUCCACUGUGGCCCUGGCCACUGACGUUCCCUCUUCUGCUCCACUUGCAAAGUCCAUGAUGCCGCCGCCUCCACCGCCGUCUAUCACUCGUAAGAGUUUGAUGUUUACUCGUCUCCUCUUACCACUACUCUGUUUUCCUUAA